UCAGCUACAGUGCUGGGAUCAGCGCGUGCGAGAAGGGCGAGCAGUGGCAGCGGGCUCUGGCGCUGUUCAGCGAGAUGUGGGAGCUGAAGAUGGAGCCCGAUUCAGCUACAGUGCUGGGAUCAGCGCGUGCGAGAAGGGCGAGCAGUGGCAGCGGGCUCUGGCGCUGUUCAGCGAGAUGUGGGAGUUGAAGAUGGAGCCCGAUCCCUAG
Molecule: messenger RNA, 208 nt
Organism: Prorocentrum cordatum
Lineage: Eukaryota; Dinophyceae; Prorocentrales; Prorocentraceae
Source: the annotation of a GenBank genome assembly